AUGGACGCAGAAGAUGGACACGAGUAUGAAUCAUUAGGAGCGAAUUCGACAAUGACACAGAACGCUAUUGCUGGUGCCAUGGCAGGUAUCGGGGAACAUUGCAUCAUGUACCCAGUGGAUAGUAUAAGAACUCGAAUGCAAGUACUAUCGACACCAGAAUUAGGAACAGCCAUCAAGGACGCGUCCAAGAAGCAGUUUAGAAAUCAUAAAAAUCUCUGGAAGGGCGUUUAUUCAGUCAUCAUGGGGGCAGGCCCUGCGCAUGCUGUACAUUUUGCAACCUAUGAAUUCUGCAAAGAGAAUUUCAGCCGACAAUUAUCAGCGAAUACCAAGAUUCGAGCUCCCGGUAGCUCUUUUGAGAUAUCCAACCAGUUGAUAGCAUCCGGUGCAGCUGGCGCUAUUGCGACAUUUGCGCACGAUGCACUCAUGACACCAUUUGACGGCAAGUAG
Molecule: messenger RNA, 447 nt
Organism: Mucor velutinosus
Lineage: Eukaryota; Fungi; Mucoromycota; Mucoromycetes; Mucorales; Mucoraceae
Product: diacylglycerol O-acyltransferase 1
Exons: 2
Coding region: 1-447 (148 amino acids)
Biological process (GO): iron import into the mitochondrion
Cellular component (GO): mitochondrial membrane
Molecular function (GO): ferrous iron transmembrane transporter activity
Source: RefSeq, a predicted model, not a curated record